AUGCAUCCAGCCUGCGGCCCUUCUAUUGGGGACGACACGUCUUCGGACACGUCUUCUGAGCACCAGCCUGCUAAUGGCAGCUCCAACCAUCUUCAUGGUGGCUUCUGUAGUCGUCCACGUACCCCGAACUUCAUGAUCCAGCCGUUCGAUGGAAAUCCGAAGAAUUACGCUCGGUUUAAGAUAUUUGGAGCCUUAUACGAAAACGAAUACAACGGUUUUCCUAUCCUCCUGUUUAUUCUUGACGAGUUCCUAACAGAAGGCGUUCGAAACGAAGUCGGUGAAUGCCUUACUGAUGGUUCCAUGUAUUCCGUUGUGUGGGAACGUCUCGAUUCAGUUUAUGGCCGAACCGAGAUUAUGAACCAGACGUACCUAGAUGACCUGCUCCAGAUUCCGCCAUUGAAGAAUCAAGAAGCUGGCAACCUAAAAUUCUUCACGAACCGUCUACAUGGUGCAGUGGCGACCCUAUCCCAAUCCAAGUAUGCGCAGGAACUUCACAGCCGCACUACCCUGAUCGCUAUUGAAGUGAAGCUGCCGGCAUACCUGAGGGACAAGUGGAGCGAGAAACGUAAGAUGGCGGGAGCAGAAUUGAACAUCCUUGACCUGGAUGAUUGGGUAACUUUAAAAUCCAUGAGUAAACAACAUGGUAAAAUCGUAUUCGAGUCUUUGCCCACGUCGACGUCCAAAAACGUAAGAUUCCAUGAAAAGAAGCCAGUCAAGAGACUCAGCGUUCCUCAUGUAUCCACCAUUGGCCGCGUAUCGACAACGGAAGGCUCGAAAGUAACGGCAGUAUCUUCCCCAGCAACCGUGCCUGCAAGGAGCCGACCGCACAUGGAGAAGAGAAGAGCCGAGAAGAAGAAGCAUUGGAAAUGCUUGAAAAAAGGGCGGAGAAAAUCUUCAAGAUCGGAAGGUGUUUGCUAUGCCUCAAACGGCAACCACGAACGUAAGGAGUGUCCGAAAGACGUCAAAUGCACCAUUAGUGGUUGCACUGGCUCGAGACAUCAUACCUUGCUUCAUGGAGCUGAAUUCAUCCCACAGUGGAAGUCAGCAGAUCAACACACUCCAUCAGCGCAAACAUCGACGGCAUUCCUUGGGACAGCUACCCAUUUGGAGCCUUUAAAGCGACGUGUACGUUUUAAGAUCGUACCAAUCCGCAUUGAUGUUGGUGAAAGGUGGUUCGACACCUACGGUUUCUUGGAUACCGGAAGUGACACCACUCUGAUUAGGAGUGAUGUAGUAAAGAAAUCGGGAAUCGUUGGGCCGUCUAAACGCAUCAACGUUGUAUCGUAUGAUGGGGCCACGUCUAACGUUUGUGCUUCCGUAGUACACUUCUCAAUUGCAUUCCGUGACGGAACGAGCAGGUUUGAAGUCAAGGAUGCUUACGCCGUCGACAAAUUAAAGGUGAUGCCGAACUCCCCGAUCGACCCUCGGCAGCUUGAAUCUUCAACACACCUACUUGGUAUUGAUGUCCCGAACGUUCAACUGGAGGAUGUAACCGUACUCAUCGGAAUCGACGUAGCAGAGGACCACGAUCAUGUCGCUUCCAUCAAACCACCGGCUGGAACAACAUGGCCCAUCACCUUCAAGACUCCGGUUGGUUGGUGCCUGGCUGGUCCAACGUUCCCGCAAAACACCGAUAUCCCGUUCAUCGCACACAUUGUGUCAGAAGAACGAAGAGAAGACCUGAACGAGUUAGUGAAGAGAUUCUGGCAACUCGAGGAAAAGGACGUCGAAGAAGAACCGCCAGUUCUUUCCGAAGACGACCUGCGAGGAAAACGUAUCCUCGACCGUACUAUAAGAAACGUAUGUAAUCGUUUCCAUCCACUCGAGAGGCGUUUCCAUCGAGAUGCUGACUUCGCCCGAAAAUACGAUGCCGUAGUCCAGGAGUACAUCGCAUUAAAACAUGCCAGGCUUCUCACGACUAAAGAGGCAUUGAAGGAAAGCAACUAA
This is a messenger RNA of Daphnia magna, 1947 nucleotides long. RefSeq lists its product as uncharacterized. The coding region runs from base 1 to 1947 and encodes 648 amino acids. The transcript has 2 exons. NCBI's taxonomy places the organism in Eukaryota, Metazoa, Arthropoda, Branchiopoda, Diplostraca, Daphniidae. The record is from RefSeq and is a predicted model, not a curated record.